AUGCCAAUAGUUAAAAAUUUAGCUACUAGUGCAGGACAAGAGGCAGUUAAUGUUGGAAAAAAUGUGCUUGAAGAUGUUUCACAAGGUCGAUCCGUUAGUGAUGCCUUGAAGCAGCAUGGUAGCGAAGGCCUUCAAAAAGUUGGGAAAAAGCUCCAGCAAUGCGGAAAAGGUAAAAGGAAACGUAAGCCAAAACUUAUUACAGAAAAAAUAGAGAAAAAAGGACGCCGCUAUAGGGAUCAACUUAGUUUAGACAAUUUCUGA
This is a messenger RNA of Meloidogyne enterolobii, 261 nucleotides long. Lineage: Eukaryota; Metazoa; Nematoda; Chromadorea; Rhabditida; Meloidogynidae. The record is from the annotation of a GenBank genome assembly.